AUGCAGGCUGCGUGUGCGGGGCCGGUGCGCGCGCGCGUCCCAGUGCUGCGGCAGGGCGCCACCAGGAGUGGGCUGUGCGCGCACGUGGGGCGCGGAGUACAGCCUGCGCGCGAGCGGCGGACUCACAGGAUCUGUGAGGGGGAGUCCUUCAGCGGUGGCCCUCGCUCCGAGCAGGCGUCACAGCGCGCCGUGCGCACGCACGCCGCCGCGAGCUCCGCGGGGGGCAGCGGCCAAGUGCCGGGGCUCACGACGAAGCAGGUCGUGUACCUCGUGGCGUGGUACGCCUUCAACGUGGCCUUCAACAUCUACAACAAGAAGGCCCUCACCACCUUCCCCUGCCCCUGGGCCAUCUCCACGCUCCAGCUGUUCGCCGGGAACGUCAUCAUGCUCGUCCUGUGGGGGACCAACAUCGUGCGGGCGCCGCGGAUCUCCAAGGAGUUCGUCAAGGCGCUCGUGCCCGCGUGCGUCUUCCACCUGAUCGGCCACGUGUCGGCGUGCACCGCGUUCGGCGCCAUGGCGCUCUCCUUCGCGCACGUGAUCAAGGCGGCGGAGCCCGUGCUCUCCGUGAUCCUCUCGGGGCCGCUGCUCGGCGUGACGUACGGCGCGGGCGUCUGGCUCUCGCUCGUCCCGAUCGUCGCCGGGUGCUCGCUCGCCGCGAUGAAGGAGGUGUCCUUCGCGUGGGGGGGGUUUAGCAACGCCAUGAUCUCCAACGUCGGCAUGGUGCUGCGGAACAUCUACUCGAAGAAGUCCCUCGGCGGACACAAGGAGAUCUCCGGGAUCAACCUCUACGCGUGCAUCUCGAUGCUCGGGUUCGUGCUGCUCGCGCCCGUGGCGUACCUCGUGGAGGGGGCCAAGUGGCCCGCGGCGUGGGACGCGGCGGUCGCGGGGAUCGGGCAGGAGGGCAUCCUGUUCUACCUCGUCGUGUCGGGCCUGCUCUACCACGGGUACAACCAGUCGUCCUACAUGGUGCUCGACACGGGCGUCUCAGCGGUGACCUUCUCCAUCGCCAACGCCCUGAAGCGCGUCGCGGUCGUGGUGUCCGCGGUCAUCGUGUUCCAGAACCCCAUGAACCCGCUCAACGCCACCGGGUCCGCGCUCGCCCUCCUCGGGGCGUACCUGUACUCCGUGGCCACGCAGAAGGAGAAGGACGCCAAGGCCGCCGCGGAGGCCGCCAAGUCCGCCUGA
Molecule: messenger RNA, 1185 nt
Organism: Pedinophyceae sp. YPF-701
Lineage: Eukaryota; Viridiplantae; Chlorophyta; Pedinophyceae
Source: the annotation of a GenBank genome assembly